Messenger RNA from Caenorhabditis angaria, 1010 nucleotides. Lineage: Eukaryota; Metazoa; Nematoda; Chromadorea; Rhabditida; Rhabditidae. The record is from the annotation of a GenBank genome assembly.
AUGUUUAUAAUUCAACCGAGGCUUGCGAUUUCACUUUUUAUUUUUCUAGUUUCUCUUGUUGUUUUCGUUGUGGCUGCAUUAAAAAGGGGAGGAGCAGAAGGAAUUGAGCAUUCAGGAGUUGGAGCAUCUCAUGGUCACCAUAAACAUCAUGUUUCGAAUACUGGAAAUCUUUUACGUAAGUUUUUCAGAACUUUUGUUUUAUUUUUGGUUUUUUCCGAAAAGUAAAUGCAUUUUCAAUCGAAAAAUAAUGAUCUGAAGGGUCCCUCUAAAUUAUGUCUGGAAAAUUAUUCCAAAGAUCUUACUUGUCCAAAUUGUAGUUAUGACGUGGAAGAAUUUGACAGUUCAAAUAUUAGUUAGGAAAGUCUCUCCUUCAAAGCCUUCAAUUCCCCAGAAGAGCAAAACUUGAAACAAAAAAUAUUUUUAUUUCAGGACUAAUUGCUGGUUCACAUCGAAGAAGUAAGUUACUCGAAUUUUUUUCAAGUUUUUAGAUUUCUCUUGAAGUUCUGACAAUUUUGAGUCCCAAAUUUUAACAUGUUUGAAUUCUCCGAUUUCUAGAGAAUUCUUAACAAAAAAGUAAUUUUCAGAUCGUGGGAAUAAAUAUGGGGCAGCAAUCCGAGCUGGAGCACAUUUAGUACACACUAUUUUUGGAAGUCAGUUUUUUUUGUCCAAUUUUUGAACACAAUCCGAAUUUUUUUUUCAGAUGGCUCCAAAAAACCCACAAACUCACAUCCAAAAAGUAGGUUAUUUGAAAAAAUUUCAAAAGUUUUCAGAUUUUUGUGAGCUUCUGAAUAUUUUAAGCCUAAACACAGGCAUGCUUUGACUCAAUUUUCUCCAAAUUUCAGAUAGGUUUCGAAUUUGAGAUCCAUAUUUUUCUUAAAUUUCUAAAAAAAAAUUGUUUGUCUUACAAUUAAUUUUGUCUCUUUUCAGGCGGUUAUAAACAUUCUCACAGGCAUUCCUCAGUUCAACAUCAACAUCAACAUCAUUCGUCUCACAAAAAAUCUGGAAAAUAA